AUGAGAAAGACUUGUCUUAUUCUUUAUCGCGAUGGAAGUGGAGAAGGAUCUUUUCAAAAGAUUUUGAAAUAUGAAGUGCCACUUAUCCACAAUGCAUUCAACGAGCAUGGAAUUUCUGCAAAGAUUACUUUGAUUGUGGUCAACAAAAUGCAGUUCGUUCGACUUUACGCCAAAAAUAUUAAUGAGCAUGCAAAAUCUCCUGAACAGAAUAUUUUGCCAGGCACUGUCGUUGACAAGGAUAUCGUUCAUCCACUUUGGACUGAAUUUUAUCUGAACUCUCAUGUUGCUCUUCAGGGUACUUCGAAAACUCCUCGAUAUAAUGUUCUUUUGGAUGAGAACAAUUUUUCCAUGGACACUCUUCAGUUGAUGACACACAGUUUGUGCUUUGGGCAUCAAAUUGUCUACAGUCCAACGUCUCUGCCAACUCCAGUGAUGGUUGCACUUGAAUAUGCUAAGCGUGGACGAAACAAUUACAAUUUUUGGAGUAAUUCUGGCUCUGGUGGUAAUCUCAAUGGUGGUAAUAAUGGCGCUAAUUUGCAAGAUCACAAGCAACUUACAGAAACUCUUUCCUAUGAGAAAUCCGUUUUUUUGAAACAUAUGCGUGUUAAUGCUUAA
Messenger RNA from Meloidogyne enterolobii, 615 nucleotides. NCBI's taxonomy places the organism in Eukaryota, Metazoa, Nematoda, Chromadorea, Rhabditida, Meloidogynidae. The record is from the annotation of a GenBank genome assembly.